ACACACUUUGAGUCGUUCUGUUUACUAACAAAACCACUCAUGCGUGCUCAUUAUUAUUUUUAUGGUAAUCCUAUUAAAUGAUGUAACUAGCUAUUAACAACUUAUUUAUUUAAAAAUGGGAAGGAAAUAUUAUUGUGACUAUUGUCAGAAGCAUAUACAGCGUGAUCCUGAUAUAGUACGGAAGCACAAUGAAGGAGUCCCACACCUCCGAAAUAAAACCGCCCAUCUCGAGAGCUUAAAAGAUCCAGUAGAAAUUCUACAAGAGACGGCAACGAAAAGGCCAUGUAGAACGUUGUUCACAUCGGAAGAGUGUAUGUUUGGAGCAACGUGCCGCUAUAGCCAUUACCGCCCCAAUGAACUAGUGCAGCUCCAGCAGUAUGCUAGUUGGGUGGAUGAGCAUAAAGCCAAACGUACUGCUGACAUUGUGGGAAAAUUGUGUUCGGCCAGAGCUAUAACGGAAAAAUUUAUUUCCAAACGCACGGAUAAACAAAUUAAGGAAUCUAGCGAGUACAAGCCAUUCUGGACAUACCCCGAGGAACUGAGGGAAAGAGAUUUGCCACCGUCAUUACAAGAGAUCGAUCCGACUGGAAUAGAUUUCAAUAACCUGGUUGGUUGGGGCUAAGUGAUAUCUACUGAAAUAUAAACUUCGAAUUCGUUUUCUAAUAAAAUAUAUUAGACAUCUAUAUAUUUAGUUUAACGUCAGUUCCGUUGGUAUACUAUUGCAAACA
Malaya genurostris is the source of this 728-nucleotide messenger RNA. Its product is annotated as zinc finger matrin-type protein 5. Gene Ontology annotation, molecular function: zinc ion binding; nucleic acid binding. The coding region runs from base 116 to 622 and encodes 168 amino acids. NCBI's taxonomy places the organism in Eukaryota, Metazoa, Arthropoda, Insecta, Diptera, Culicidae. The record is from RefSeq and is a predicted model, not a curated record. Gene Ontology annotation, cellular component: U12-type spliceosomal complex; nucleus. The transcript is spliced from 3 exons.